This is a messenger RNA of Hansenula ciferrii, 1248 nucleotides long. RefSeq names its product snoRNA-binding rRNA-processing protein UTP6 (gene UTP6). Gene Ontology annotation, cellular component: small-subunit processome; Pwp2p-containing subcomplex of 90S preribosome. Bases 1 to 1248 code for a protein of 415 amino acids. The transcript is spliced from 2 exons. Lineage: Eukaryota; Fungi; Ascomycota; Saccharomycetes; Phaffomycetales; Wickerhamomycetaceae. Gene Ontology annotation, molecular function: protein binding; snoRNA binding. Gene Ontology annotation, biological process: maturation of SSU-rRNA from tricistronic rRNA transcript (SSU-rRNA, 5.8S rRNA, LSU-rRNA). The record is from RefSeq and is a predicted model, not a curated record.
AUGGGUUCUGUUCCAGAAUUGGAAGAUUUAAUUAAAAAAGGUUUAUUUGAAAAAAAUGAAAUUACAAUGAUUAUGAGAAGAAGAACAGAUUUUGAACAUCGUAUAAAUUCAAGAGGUUCAAAAGCAAGAGAUUAUUUGAAAUAUGUUGAUUUUGAAAAAAAUUUAGAAAAAUUAAGAAAAAAACGUUAUAAUAGAUUAUCAUCUGUUGGAUUAAUUAAUACAAAACCAUCAAUUUCUGAUUGGGCAUCAGAACGUAGAAUUUUAUUUAUUUUAGAUCGUGGUGUUCAAAAAUUUCCAAAUGAAUUCCAAUUAUGGGAAACUUUAUUACAAUUUGCCAAAGAGCAAAAAUUAUUCAAGAAAAUUUAUAAAAUUUAUACAAAUUUAUUACAAUUACAUCCAACUUCAAUAAAUUCUUGGAUUAGUGCUGCAAAUUUUGAAUAUGAAUAUGUUGGUAGUGCUAAAAAUGCACGUAUUUUAUUCCAAAAAGGUUUAAGAUUCAAUAAAGAUUCCAAAAAAUUAUGGUUAAGUUAUACCAUAUUUGAAUUAUCUUAUAUUAAUAAAUUAAUUAAUAGAAGAAAAAUUUUAGGGUUAAUUACAGAAAAACAACAAUAUGAACAUGAAAAAUCUGAAAAAUUAGCAUCUAAAGAACAAUUAGAAAAUGAUGAACAUAGUGAUUUAAUUCAAUUAUCAAAUUAUGAUAAUAUUUCAAAUGAUGAAUUGAAAACUCAAUUAAAUUCAUUACCUGAUGCUGAUUUAAAUAUGUUGGGUAAUCCUGAAACAAACCCUGCUUUAAAAGGUGAUGUUGCUUUAACAAUUUUUGAUAUUUGUAUUGAAACUUUAUCUAAAUUGAAAACUUCAACAUUUCAAUCAGAAUUUGAAUUUAAAUAUGAUAUUUCUAAAGAAUUUUUGAAAAUUUUUGAUAAAUUUGAAGAUUUAAAUCGUGAAUAUUUGGUUGGUCAUGUUGUUAAUUAUUUGUUAAACAAUUUUAAUAAUGAAUUAGAUGUUUUAAUCUUGGAUAUUACAUUACCUUUAAGAAAUUUAUCUAUAAAUUCUGAAAAUUUCAUUGAUAAUUUACAAAUUUCUACAAAGAAAUUCAUUGCAUAUAAGGGGAAAUUAAAUUCAAAUGAUGAUAAAUCUCAAUUAAAAUUAAAAUUUUCAUCAUACUUAAUUGAAAAUUUCUUACAAAAUGAUGAAAUUGAAGAUGAAAAUAUUAAACAAAUUUUACAUUCAAUUAUAAAAAAAUUAUAA